Molecule: messenger RNA, 411 nt
Organism: Mucor velutinosus
Lineage: Eukaryota; Fungi; Mucoromycota; Mucoromycetes; Mucorales; Mucoraceae
Product: sedoheptulose-7-phosphate:D-glyceraldehyde-3- phosphate transaldolase
Exons: 1
Coding region: 1-411 (136 amino acids)
Source: RefSeq, a predicted model, not a curated record
AUGUGGCGGCCAUCGGUAAGCGUAUUGAAGAGAAGAUUUGGCAUAGAUGAAGACGAAGAUAACGAAGAAGUAGAAGAAGCUAGACGAGGAAUGAGGACCCCCUCUCUGGUAAGAGAAGAUGUUGCUGAGCUUUGGGAGAAGAUACAAGAUAUCAAGAGCACGUUUGGUGCAAUUAGCACUCAUUCAAAAAGUAUCAUUCCCACUGCUCUCAAAAAUAUCCUGCAAAAACAUGAAUUUGCCGAUGCUGAGGAAAUACUGAACAUUGCUGAGACACCCAAAUCAAAAGCAGAGGCAGAUGCGUUUGUGGCGCUCGUCGGCGGUCGUUUCGUAGAAAGCAUCGAUAUUACUAGUAAUGGUUCGUGGGCAUUCAUCACACAGGUCGAAGCCUACCUGAGGGCAGAAAAGAAAUAG